AGUGACGUCACGUCCUGAUCCCACCGCCGCCGCCUCCUCCUCCGCCGCCGCCGCCGCCUCGGCUUUGUGGCCCCGUACCGAGGAGCGGCCACGUGCACCGCGACCAGGGAGCCCCGCUCCGGACCCCCCAAGGCCCCCUCGGUCUCCGUGCCGCCGCCAUGGGCGCCUACCUGACGCAGCCCAACGUGGAGAAGGAGUCGUGGGAGCGCAGCUCGGGCCGCCUCUCCUUCGGCGUCUCGGCCAUGCAGGGAUGGCGCGUCGCCAUGGAGGACGCGCACAGCUGCCUGCCGGACCUGGACUCUGAGACGGCGCUCUUUGCUGUCUACGACGGCCACGGAGGUGCCGAGGUGGCACAGUAUUGUGCCAAGUACCUACCGGAUGUCAUCAAGGAGCAAGCGGCGUACAGGGACGGCAAGCUGCACAAGGCGCUGAAGGACGCGUUCCUGGCGCUGGACGCGCGUCUCACAGACGCUGCCGUCAUCCGAGAGCUCAAGGCCAUGGCCGUGCACGACACGGGGAAGGGUGGCACUGAAAUGGCCGACGAGGACGAUGUUGAUAACGAGGAGGCUGCCCUCCUCCAUGAAGAGGCCACGAUGACGAUGGAGGAGCUGCUGCGGCGCUACGGCCAGGGUGGCAGCGCCGCCCGGGCACGCAAGGGCAUCCCUCCCAAGCCAGAGCACGACGGUCUCAACGGGGAGGGCAGCAGCUGCCCCGGGGAGGCCGGGAAGGAAGCGCCGUCCGACGGGAAACCCCACGGUGCCGCCGCCGGCGGCAACGGUGUCCCGGAAAAAUCGGCACCAGAACCGGCAGGCGCAGCAGACGCAUCCCCGGGGAGUAGUGCCGGCCGUUCGGAAAGCAGUGGCGGUGGGGGAAGCACCGCCGCGUCAACGGACGACCAAUCGGGCACAUCGGCAGCACCGCCGGCUGCGCCAUCAUCGUCGGCAGCGACCAAGAAGGGUGCCGGCGCGGCCGCUCGGAGCGCCCGCUCCGCCACCAAGCCGGUGUUCUUUGAGGACAGCGACGACGACUCGGACGCAGACAAAGCGAGCAGCGACGAGGAUGAGGACAGUGAGGAUGAGAGCUGCAGCGAGGAAGAGGAGGAGAGCGAGGAGGAGGAGAGCGAGGAGGAGAGCGAGGAUGAAGAGGAUCCUGAUGAUGAGGACGUUGGGAUCCCAGGAAUGGAAAUCAGGGAGGAGCCUGGCUGCGACAGCGGCACCACGGCAGUGGUGGCGCUGUUGCGUGGGUCGCAACUCGUGGUGGCGAACGCAGGAGACUCGCGCUGCGUGGUGAGCGGCGCCGGCGGCAAGGCGGUGGAGAUGUCGUGCGACCACAAACCUGAGGACCAGGCCGAGCUGGAGAGAAUCUGUGCGGCGGGGGGCAAAGUGACGAUGGAUGGGCGAGUCAAUGGGGGGCUCAACCUCUCUCGUGCCAUCGGGGACCACUUCUACAAGCAGAACGCCCUGCUUCCCCCAGAGAAGCAGAUGAUCUCGGCACUGCCAGACGUACGGAGCCUCACGCUGACGGAGGAGCACGAGUUUAUGGUCAUCGCCUGCGAUGGCAUCUGGAAUGUGCUGAGCAGUCAGGAAGUCGUUGAUUUUGUGUCCGAGCGCCUGCACCGGCGCGAUGCUCAAGGGAACCUGCUGACUCUAUCGGCCAUCACGGACGAGCUGCUGGACCAGUGCCUGGCUCCAGACAACACUGGCGACGGCACCGGCUGUGACAACAUGACAUGCCUCAUCGUGACGUUCACCCUGCGGCCUGGCUGCCCUGCUGCUAGUGCUGCUACUCCUGCCAGCCCCCUCCAGGAGAGCAACAAGCACAAGCUGGAGUCAUCCGUGGAUGGGGAGGAGGAAGGGGAGAGAGUAAGCGAUGGGGAGGUGCGACAAAAAGAGAAGAGGGCCCGUACAGAGGCAUGAUGGGAGCGUGCGGUUUGUGCAGGUGCUCAGCCACGAGGGGGGAGGAGGCAGGAGGGAGCAGAGGUCGAAUUGACAGUCGUGCACACACACACACAAGGGUCCAGGCAAACCGUUGGCCAUCGUGAGGCAUCCAUUCUGCAUUGAGGCUGCGCGCGCAAAGUUUUUAAAUGGCUGCGUCCGUGCGUUGUGGAAGCGUUAGCUGAUUGCUGAUGCCGAGGAGUCACGAUGUCGGUGGGAGCCAUCACAGGGUUAGUGCAGCAUCCAGGCACCUUGCUCAGGAGAGCCUUGGCGGUUGAUGCGUCGGGGUCACCCAACACCCCUUUGCCCCUUGUCUCCCCGCGCGUCCCCAGUGUGUCGCCGUGGAUGCAGACUGUGAGAUGCGGGCUAACGGUUUGUAAUGUAUCUCAUAAACCCUACGCUGUCAUCGCCACUUUAUCUACGCCAAGCAGUGUAAGCUGUCCGUUCUGUCUCCCUGUGAUCGUUUACCUGGGCUGGCAUCGAAUUCUUGUUGCCUUCUGGCCUGUGAUCUCGUACCCCCUGACCCCAUGCCCACUCCCUGUAACCCUGAUAAGCAGUUGAGCCUUCCUGGCAAGUCGGUGUCUGUGCCAAGUAUUCACCACAAGGUUUAAUUACUCGGGUUUCUGAUGAUAAUUGAACAGAUGCCUCAGGCCAAACGUGAGCCUCACGAGGAAAGCCUGUGUUUAAGUCCGUGGCAUUGUUGGCUGUGCGGUUCCAGCCUGGCCCAGUGCUGGGGCGAACCCUCACCCGAGUUUUUACAGGGAGGCUGUGGUGUGUGUUAGGCGUCCGUGUGUGGUUGAGUGGUGUCUGGUAUCUGCGUGGUGUUCGUGUGGCGCGAGUGUGUCCAUGCGGUACAUUACGUCCUGUCGGGCAGAGAUGGAACAUUUCUAAAUUACAUGUAAUGUAAAUAUGUAAUUUAAUUACAUUUGUAAUUGGUAUCUAAAUUACACACGUUAAAGUAAUUGGUCAUUUGUAUCUACAUCACAUUUCCUCCAGUAAAUUGUAAUUUGAGUGUAUUUUGCCUGCCUUGCGUUUGAAUGGAUGGAGUUUUCACUCCGCAGACUCCGUUUGUCGCUGCCCCUCAUGUCGCUCAAACACCGCAGUCCUUUUCCGUGGAAAACGCUCCCAUGAAGUGAGGUUUAAAAACCAGACCAGGCUGGUGGGGUAAUAAGUUUGGGUUAGGAGCUGGGACGAGGAACCUCUCGAUGGCCCAUGGAUUGAUUUGCGCUGGGUCUCUCCGGGCCGGCGACCCAGGGAAUGUCUCUCGCCACAUCCAGGAUCCCUCUCGUGAAGGAUGCGGCUCCCAGUCGCCUGCCUUCUCUCGUCUACCGAUGACCUGGAAAAUAUUCGGUGAAAAAUGAGGCCCUGGUCGUGGUCCCAGGGGGUCGGCAUUUUGUUGAGGUUUCAUUGAGGCUGCAAUGAAGCAUUGUGAGGUCUCAUUGCUGCAGAUUUGUGUUUGACCUCGGACCGGUUUUCUAUGAUCGUGGCAGUGAUGGCGUUAACGCCAUCACUGCCCUCGGAUGAAGGCAGCGCGCUCGCUCCUCCCUCCACUCGCGAUGAUCCCAUUCCAAAGUCUCCGCUAGGAAUGACCAGGUGUGUGUCUCGGCCGGUUCUCGUCUCGUCAAUAAAGGAUUCGUGUUUUUA
Molecule: messenger RNA, 3578 nt
Organism: Lethenteron reissneri (Far Eastern brook lamprey)
Lineage: Eukaryota; Metazoa; Chordata; Hyperoartia; Petromyzontiformes; Petromyzontidae
Gene: PPM1G
Product: protein phosphatase, Mg2+/Mn2+ dependent 1G
Biological process (GO): protein dephosphorylation
Cellular component (GO): nucleoplasm
Molecular function (GO): protein serine/threonine phosphatase activity; cation binding
Source: RefSeq, a predicted model, not a curated record